UGACUAUAAAUAUCGAGCGAUGGAGCAACAGGCAAAAGCACCGAAGGACGUACGCAAUGUCGUCAACUUCUUGCGGAGUAGCAAGGCGGGCAUGAAGACACGCGUUGGCGUGCUGAAUGGUAAACGAGUGGAUUAUUUCAAAGGGAAAGCGGCUGUAAAGGCUGUAUUAUCACCAGCUUAUGCUAAGCUCAAGAACGUACCGAAAGUCACAAACGAAACUGAAGCCACAAACCUCCUCAACUCAAUCAUCCCUUAUGCUUUCUACCUUCGUGUGGAUCGCGGGCAACCGGGGGCGCAGGGCGGAGGGGGAGGUGGAAAUCCAAAACACCUCACUCUCAACCCCAUGCAAAUGUUCCGCGCCGAAGACCUCUAUGCAUGGUUCUACGAAGGUCCAAUGUUAACUACGUAUCUCGGUGGGCUUGCAAUGGUGGCAGUCCUCCUUGCCGGUGUCAUGUUCCCGCUCUGGCCGCCUAUCCUGAGACUGGGCGUGUGGUACAUUAGUAUUGGUGUUUUGGGACUUAUUGGGGUGUUCAUCGCUAUUGCGAUCUUACGGCUUAUUUUCUACAUCAUUACUGUUGUUGUUACACCGCCUGGGAUAUGGGUAUUCCCCAAGUUAUUCGCGGACGUUGGUGUUAUCGAAUCAUUCAUUCCGUUUUACGAAUGGGACUUACCCAAGAAAAAGAAAUCACGCAAGCAUCGCGAGGAGGAAUCCGCGAAGAAGAAAGGUAAAGGAAAAGCGGGUGGGGAUUCAGGUGCAAGCACGCCUGCACCCCAAUCGCAAAAUGGUGAAGGUGGCGCAUAUAUUGAGGAAGUUGAAACAUCGGGCGAGUCACGGCCUGUAAGCCGCACGGCACGGGUGGAGGACGCUCCUGAGGAAGAUGAUUAGGUUUCUUUCUCUGACCCGACUCUCACUUGUAUCUACCGCUUCAUGGAAUAUUCAUCUUCGUUUUUCGGUACAAUAUUAAUCAGAUGGGAUAUUUCGGUGGUUUCCCUCGUUCUCUCUAUUUGCAUUUGAUAUGCUUGGUCACAAUAGUAUCCCCUCCGCAUAAUAA
Molecule: messenger RNA, 1052 nt
Organism: Fomitiporia mediterranea MF3/22
Lineage: Eukaryota; Fungi; Basidiomycota; Agaricomycetes; Hymenochaetales; Hymenochaetaceae
Product: translocation protein
Exons: 3
Coding region: 20-886 (288 amino acids)
Biological process (GO): post-translational protein targeting to membrane, translocation
Cellular component (GO): endoplasmic reticulum membrane; endoplasmic reticulum
Source: RefSeq, a predicted model, not a curated record